Molecule: messenger RNA, 1723 nt
Organism: Sinocyclocheilus rhinocerous
Lineage: Eukaryota; Metazoa; Chordata; Actinopteri; Cypriniformes; Cyprinidae
Product: dynactin 2 (p50)
Exons: 15
Coding region: 166-1620 (484 amino acids)
Biological process (GO): microtubule-based process
Cellular component (GO): dynactin complex
Source: RefSeq, a predicted model, not a curated record
UGCGCGAGGUUUUGUUAGCGUGUGACGUCACGGCUGUUGUCACUAGUGUCGGCCUGUUCGUUCAUCCGCUUCAUCCAGCCGAUUAUUAUCUGCUUUCAGACUGCAGUAAAGAAACACACACCGCAUAUAGAAUCACAUUAGACUGCUUUUCCCCAGCGUGCUGCAAUGGCCGACCCGAAGUAUGCAAACCUGCCGGGCAUCGCCUCCAACGAGCCUGACGUCUAUGAGACGAGUGAUCUGCCCGAGGAUGAUCAGGCACAUUUUGAGUCGGAGCUGGAGGAGCUGUGUAGCGACAGCGUGGAGCGGAUCGUCGUCAAUCCCAACGCCGCCUACGACAAGUUCAAAGACAAACACAUCAGCGCCAAGGGUCUGGAUUUCUCAGACCGCAUCAGUAAGAGUCGCAGGGUGGGCUAUGAGUCUGGAGAGUACGAGCUUUUAGCUGAGGGUUGUGGCGAGAAGGAAACUCCUCAGCAGAAAUAUCAGCGACUGGUUAAUGAGAUUCACGAGCUCUGCCAGGAUGUGGAACAUAUUCAGGCCUCGACUAAAGAGAGCAGCUCGGAGGAGCGUUUGACUCCGGUGGCUUUGGCUCAGCAGGCGGCGCAGCUCAAACAGCAGCUGGUUUCAGCUCAUCUGGACUCUCUGCUCGGACCCAACGCUCACAUCAACCUCACCGACCCCGACGGAGCGCUCGCCAAGCGGUUGUUGACUCAGCUGGAGGUGGCUCGGGGCGUGAGGGGCGGCGCGGGUGCAGAAGGCAAGACAGCGGCACCCAAAGGACCGGACGGAGUGAUUCUCUACGAGCUCCACAGCCGACCGGAGCAAGAGAAGUUCACCGAGUCUGCUAAAGUCGCCGAGCUGGAGAGACGGCUGGCUGAACUGGAGAUGGCUGUGGGAUCCGGCUCAGAGAAACAGGGUCCGCUCAGCGCCGGGGUUCAGGGAGGCAGUCUGAUGGACACUAUAGAGCUGCUGCAGGCGCGGGUCGGUGCGCUGGAUGCGGUCACGCUGGAUCAGGUGGAAGCCAGACUACAGAGCGUUCUGGGGAAGAUGAAUGAAAUCGCCAAGCACAAGGCAGCCAUCGAGGACGCUGAGACCCAGAACAAGGUGUCUCAGCUGUAUGACGUGGUGCAGAAGUGGGAUGCGAUGGCCUCGUGUCUCCCGCAGCUGCUGCAGAGACUGCUGGCCGUCAGAGAGCUGCACGAGCAGGGUCUGAUCUCCUUUCAUCCGGCACUCAUUCUCUCUCGCUUCACUCCAGGCGAUGCAGUUCGGGCAGCUGCUGACUCAUCUGGACACCACACAGCAGAUGAUCAACAGCUCUCUGAAGGACAACAGCUCUCUGCUCUCGCAGGUCCAGCAGACCAUGAAGGAGAACCUGCUGGCUGUGGAGGAGAACUUCUCCGCGCUGGACCAGAGGAUGAAGAAACUCUCCAACUAAAAGCCAUCGCUCUUUCAGCUCUGUUUCUCGUGCCGCACUUUUGUGUUUCUGCAGAGCGUCGAGACCAAACACUACAGAAGCUCCUGAAGCAAGAAGAAGCUCCAAAGUCUGAAGUUCUGAUUUUACGCCCUUUCCAUCCUGAUCCACACGGACUUUGUUUAGAAGGCGAGGCGACGCUGUGUGUGUAAAUACAGGCUUGUCUGUGAGCGAUCGCUUGUAACCGUUAUUGUAUUAUUAAUGUGUGGCGCAGUCCACAAAUUAGGAUCAUUUUCCAAUAUAGAAUUUCAAAAA